Messenger RNA from Lonchura striata (white-rumped munia), 1557 nucleotides. Lineage: Eukaryota; Metazoa; Chordata; Aves; Passeriformes; Estrildidae. The record is from RefSeq and is a predicted model, not a curated record.
GAUGAGAAGAACGAGGAGAUGACGACGAGAGUUUACCUGAACCUGAGCUGGCGCGACCCCCGCCUGGCCUGGGACCCGCGGCAGCACCCAGGGGUGGCGGCGCUGCGGCUGCCGGCGCAGAACAUCUGGCUGCCAGAUGUGGGGCUGGACAACAACAACGACGGCGAGUUCGGGGUGUCCCUCGGGGUUCGGGCCAGCGUCGCCCCCGACGGCGCCGUCACCUGGAGACCCCCGGCCCUGCUGCGCAGCCGCUGCCCCAUCCGGCCCACCUGUCUCACCUGUCCAUGUCUCACCUGUCCAGGUGAGAGGAUGUCGCUGUCCCUCUUUGCUCUGCUCACCUUGACCGUGUUCCUGCUGCUCCUGGCCGACAAGGUUCCGGCCACGUCGCUGCAGGUGCCGCUCAUCGGCCGAUACCUGACGGUCACCUUGGUGCUGCUGGCGCUGGUGGUGGCGCUCAGCGUCGGCGUGCUCAACCUGCACCACCGCUCACCUGGGACGCAUCACCUGCCCGGCUGGGCACGACAGGUGGGCGCGACAGGUGAGGGGGGACCUGGAAAUGCAAAAAAUCCCAAAAAAAUCCCCAAAAAAAUGAUCGAAAUAGGGCAAAAAAUGGCCGAAAUAGAGCCAAAAAUGGCCGAAAUCGACCCAAAAAUGGCUGAAAUCGACCCCAAAAUGGCCGAAAUCGACGCAAAAAUGGCCAAAAUCGACCCAAAAAUGGCUGAAAUCGACCCAAAAAUGGCCGAAAUCAACCCAAAAAUGACCAAAAUGGACCCAAAAAUGACCGAAAUCGACCCAAAAAUGGCCGAAAUCGACCCAAAAAUGACCAAAAUCGACCCAAAAAUGGCCGAAAUCGACCCAAAAAUGGCUGAAAUCGACCCAAAAAUGGCUGAAAUCGACCCAAAAAUGGCCAAAAUCGACCCAAAAAUGGCUGAAAUCGACCCAAAAAUGGGUCAAAAUCGACCCAAAAAUGACCAAAAUGGACCCAAAAAUGGCCGAAAUCGACCCAAAAAUGACCAAAAUGGACCCAAAAAUGGCCGAAAUCAACCCAAAAAUGGCCGAAAUCGACCCAAAAAUGGCCGAAAUCAACCCAAAAAUGGCCGAAAUCAACCCAAAAAUGCUCGCGCCGAUGACGUCUACUUCCUGCGACGCCCCGCCCCCUCCGAGCUGGCCACGCCCCCUCCGGAACAAGCCACGCCCCGCGCCGGAGCGACCAAUCAGCAUUCGGGGCUGGCCACGCCCCACGCCGGAGCGACCAAUCAGCAUUCGGGGCUGGCCACGCCCCACGCCGGAGCGACCAAUCAGCAUUCGGGGCUGGCCGCGCCCCUUUCUGGGGUGGCCACGCCCCCUUUUCCGGUGGCCACGCCCCCUUUUCCGGUGGCCACGCCCCCCCCGGAGCUGCGGCGGGCGGCGGCGGCGGCGGCCGAGAUCGCGCGGGCGCUGCGGGAGCGGCGGCGGCGGCAGCAGGUUUACGCAGACUAUAUGAAGAUUCAGACACAAAUAUGUGAACCAUAUGCAAAUUUAUGCAAACUACAUGCAGAUUCAUAUACAUAUAUGUGA